AUGGACAGACAAAGACUGGAGGAACUCCAAGCCGCCGAAGAGGAGCUCCGGCGCCGCCGCGAGCGCGGCAGAGUCUCCCAGGCGCAGUUCCGGAAGCGUCAAUCCCAAGCGUCGCAGGUGAUGCGCGAUGAGAACCAGCAACUGAAAGCCGCCAUCGAGGAUAUUGUCAAGGUCGCGCGGCGUAGCGACCGCGAUGACUUGCUCAGAGCGGUCAUCAGGGCUGCCGAAGCUGCUGGAGUGGUGGCGCCGGAGCUGGUCAGUGGCAGUGAUGCCGAUGAAGAUACCGUUGUAGAAGGUACUAUUGGGGCACCGUGCAGCAUCACUGCAGCUGCUUCUUCGACGACGCAUGCAGCGUCGUCAUCAGGACCCUAUGUUAGCAUUGCCAUGUCCACACCUGUCACGAGUGGUGUUGAACCAGGAAGACCAACGAGCAUAGGGGAAUCAGCGGUCGCAUUCAGUAACGAAACCUCGGCAUACACAUCGUGGACAGGGCCGGCUCAACGACUAGACUACAGCGUGUGGAUUGACGCGAGCCGGUUCAUGCGGCUCAUCAACCCCCCAGCAGGCAUAGUCCCGUAUCUAGGCGAGGGCAGGCACAGCUUCGCCGGCCGCGUCUUCUGGGCCUGCUGCCAUUACACGGCCAACCUAUGCGAGCUGGCCCUGCCAUACCGCCAUGCCCAGCUGCGACCACCAGCAUAUGCAGUCCAAAGGGGCAAGGAAGCUGACGCACGUCUGCGCAAGCUGAUUCAGCAUUCGCCGCCGUUGCAAAACGUCCGCUAUAUCAAGGCCAUGGCCGAUGCGCGACUCGAGUAUCGCGAGCAAGGCUACAUCGAGGGCCCCAACGCUGCCGCAGGCGAGGAGGACUCGGCGGCCCUGCUGCAGCUCCAGGUCGCUGCCGACUAUGCUGAGCGCGGUGAGGACCAGUCGAAGUGGCUGUCACCCUCUGCUGUUGAGUAUCACCUCCGCCGGCAGCUGGGCAGUGUCGGGUUUUCGCGUCUCGAGCACACGUUGAGGUCGUGCGAUGCCGGUGCGGAUUCUGGUUCACUGUCCAAUGUCGACGGCGGUGGGUUGCCGGUUGUGAGGGAUCAGGUCCCGAUACUCGUCCGCCUGCUCGUGCAGAAGCUGGCUGAGACAUUCAUCUGCUUUGGCGAUGGACCUCGGUGGCGCACUGAGCGGGUGUCGGCGCUGUUCAGCGGGGAUGUGGAAGAGUCAUCAUAUUCCUGA
Messenger RNA from Anthostomella pinea, 1224 nucleotides. Lineage: Eukaryota; Fungi; Ascomycota; Sordariomycetes; Xylariales; Xylariaceae. The record is from the annotation of a GenBank genome assembly.